Polypterus senegalus (gray bichir) is the source of this 565-nucleotide messenger RNA. RefSeq names its product fucose mutarotase (gene fuom). The record is from RefSeq and is a predicted model, not a curated record. Gene Ontology annotation, biological process: fucose metabolic process. Gene Ontology annotation, molecular function: fucose binding; racemase and epimerase activity, acting on carbohydrates and derivatives. The transcript is spliced from 6 exons. Lineage: Eukaryota; Metazoa; Chordata; Cladistia; Polypteriformes; Polypteridae. Bases 40 to 510 code for a protein of 156 amino acids.
UCCUGUACUGGGCCAUUUUAGAGAAAAACAAUUUGGAAGAUGGUUGCUCUAAAGGGUAUUCCUGCCAUUAUUUCCCCAGAACUGUUGUAUACUUUGGCGAAGAUGGGUCACGGAGAUGAGCUGGUUCUUGCUGAUGUAAACUUUCCAGUUUCUUUAAUUUGCCGAUUUGGUCCAACUGAAGUAAGAGCAGAUGGGUUAGGUGGACCACAGCUCUUGGAGGCCAUUUUAAAGUUGUUUCCAAUUGAUACAUAUGUCACUAAUGCAGCUGCUGUGAUGAAUUUGGACGAAGCUGACCAAAGAAGACAACUUUCUAUACCCGUGUGGUAUAUAUAUGAGAGUUUACUGAGGAGAUCUGGAUUAGAUGAAUAUACAAGUAUGGAUUAUAUAAAAAGGUCUGCAUUUUAUGAGCGAGCAAAAAAAGCAGCUGCUGUUGUAGCCACUGGAGAGAUGUCGCUGUAUGGAAGCCUGAUUAUAAGGAAAGGUGUGAUUACUGUUGAAGACCAGAAGUGAUAAAGAGGCAAAGGAGUUCUAAUAAAAUAAAUAAAUAAAUAUGCAUUUAAAAACA